AUGGAAUUAUUGAAUAUCAUAGUGGUAUUAUUCCUAUCAAUUUAUACUAAUCCAAUAAUAGCUUGGUCACCUACUGAUUCUUAUGCUCCAGGAGAAAUCAAUUGUCCUUCAAAUUCUUCAUUAACAAGAAAUGCCGAUUCACUUUCACCUCAAGAACAAGAAUGGUUGAAAGGUAGAAGUUCCAUUGUCAAUAAAAAUUUAAUUUCAUUUUUAAAUAAUGCUAAUAUGACUGAUUUUGAACCCGAAUCAUUUAUUAAUGGAUUAAAUCGUUCGAUUAAAAUUGGUCUUUCAUUUUCUGGUGGUGGAUAUCGUGCCAUGUUAAAUGGAGCAGGUCAAUUGGCUGCUUUAGAUAAUAGAACUAGAGGAGGUUCUGAAUCAGGAUUAGGUGGAUUAUUACAAGCAUCAACUUAUUUAGUUGGGUUAUCUGGAGGUAAUUGGAUGGUAGGAACAAUUGCUUAUAAUAAUUUUACUUCAGUACAAAAUAUAUUAGAUCAAGAUUCAAUUUGGGAUUUAAGUCAUUCAAUUAUGAAUCCUGGUGGUUGGAAUGUGAAAAAAACUUAUAAUUAUUAUAAAAAUAUUUCUGAUGCAUUAGAUGAUAAACGGAAAGCUGGUUUUGAAGUUUCUAUUACUGAUACUUGGGGUCGGGCCUUGUCCCAUCAAUUUUUCCCGGGAUUAGAUGAUGGUGGUGAUGCAUUAACUUGGUCAACUUUACAAGAUGUUGAUGUUUUCAAAAAUUAUGAAAUGCCAUUCCCAAUUGUUGUUGCUGAUGGUAGAACUCCAGGGACUUAUGUAAUUAGUGGGAAUUCUACAAUUUUUGAAUUUAACCCUUUUGAAAUGGGUUCAUGGGAUCCAGCAGUUUAUCAAUUUAGUCAAGUGAAAUAUCUUGGUACUGAAGUUAAAGAUGGUAAAUCUGUGAAUGGGAAAUGUAUUGGUGGUUUUGAUAAUGCUGGAUUUAUUAUGGGUACUUCUUCAUCAUUAUUUAAUCAAUUCAUUUUACAAAUUAAUACUACAUCAAUAUCAUCAACAAUUAAAUCACUUAUUACAUCUAUUUUACAAGAUCUUUCUAAUGAUGAUAAUGAUAUUGCUGUUUAUAAACCAAAUCCAUUUAAAGAUAGUGAUGUUGCUGGUUCCAAAUCCAUUGCUUCUAAUGAUACUUUAUAUCUUUGUGAUGGUGGUGAAGAUCUUCAAAAUAUCCCUCUUUAUCCAUUAUUACAAGAACAACGUGAAGUUGAUGUUAUUUUUGCUUAUGAUAAUUCAGCUGAUACUAAUCAAUAUUGGCCUAAUGGUGCCUCUAUGGUAGCAUCAUUCCAAAGACAAUUUGGUAAUCAAAGUAAUGGUACUAAUUUUCCUUAUGUCCCCGAUGUGGCCACAUUUGUUAAUUCUAAUUUAACUGCUAAACCAACAUUUUUCGGUUGUGAUGCUAAAAAUUUAACUUCAUUAACACAAAAUAAAACUAGUGUUUAUGAUAUCCCUCUUUUAGUAUAUACUGCUAAUCGUCCAUUUUCUUAUUGGUCCAAUACUUCAACUUUCCAAAUGAAAUAUGAAACUAAAGAACGUAAUGCCAUUAUUCAAAAUGGAUUUGAAGUGGCAUCAAGAAUGAAUUUAACUUUAGAUAAUGAAUGGAAAGCUUGUGUUGGUUGUGCCAUUAUUAGAAGACAACAAGAAAGACAAGGUAUUGAACAAAGUGAUCAAUGUAAAAAAUGUUUCCAGAAAUAUUGUUGGGAUGGUAGUUUAUCUAAAGAUAAUUCAAUUAAUGUUAAUUUUACUACUGAAGGUACUACUAAUAAUACUGAAUCAAUGAAAGUUAAUAGUGGAGUAUUGAUAAGUGUUAGUUGGUCAUUAUGGGCCAUAAUGUUAGCAGCAUUAAGUGUAUUUAUACUUGGAUAA
Candida dubliniensis CD36 is the source of this 1887-nucleotide messenger RNA. RefSeq names its product lysophospholipase (gene PLB3). The coding region runs from base 1 to 1887 and encodes 628 amino acids. Gene Ontology annotation, cellular component: plasma membrane; intracellular membrane-bounded organelle; cytosol. The transcript has a single exon. The record is from RefSeq and is a predicted model, not a curated record. Gene Ontology annotation, molecular function: A2-type glycerophospholipase activity. NCBI's taxonomy places the organism in Eukaryota, Fungi, Ascomycota, Pichiomycetes, Serinales, Debaryomycetaceae. Gene Ontology annotation, biological process: glycerophospholipid catabolic process.